ACAUUAAACCAGUUGACACCGGAAAUUUAACAGUUUCGGUUUUCAGGAAACCGGAACACGUGUUUUUAGAUUUAGUGCCAAACAGUCAGCGUGUAUUUUCUUUGCAAACAUCUGUAGCUGCUGUCACGCUGCCCACAAACGCUCUGCGCCUUUCAGACAUUUUCACGUCACUCUUCUUUCUUCCGAGGCGAUCACGUGACCUGCUAAACGUGGGUGAGCUGCAGAUACGUCUCCAGAAGGCUAGCUCUAAUGCUAGCUCGGGUACCUGACGCACUAACUGACUACUAGUGCCUCGCCGUGGACCUAACCCUUCUCCUCACAGCGCGUCGUUGAGAAUGUCACAGGCCACCAAACGCAAACACGUGGUCAAGGAAGCCCUCGGGGACUUUGUCACGCCCACAGAGAAGCAGCAGAUCGUGAAGGUCACCGGUAGCCGUGGCAACAACCUCCAUGAAGCAGUCACAGCCCGGGGUGUGUCCUUCCUGGUGAGCAUGCCCACCAAGUUCCGCAAGAACCUUUGGAUCAAGAGAGGUGACUAUGUGAUUGUCGAUCCCAUUGAGGAAGGAGAGAAAGUGAAGGCCGAGAUCAGCUUCAUUCUCUACAAAGAUAACAUUCACUAUCUGCAAAAACAGAAGCUCUGGCCAGAGGGCUUUACGGAGGAGCCGGACAAGACGGACAAAGAGCCGGAGAAGGCAGAGGAGACGGAGAAGGACGAGGACUUCAGCGGCUCCGACGAUGACGAGAGUGACCUCUUUGUAAACACCAACCGCUGUAACUACCAGUACAGUGAGAGUGGGGAGGAGGACAAUCCGGAAGAAGCAGAAGAAGAGGAAAGGACAGAGAAGGGUUCCUAGUGGCAACACGGAGGACGCGGCCCAUGGAGAGUUUUCGAAAGAAUCCAACGUGAGUUGCUGCUCACGGACUGAUUGGAAGUGAUGGUCGUCACCCUUCAGCUGCGUCUGGACGGCCCGUCGCUCGGCUCCUUGAACGCACUUCAAUUAAACGGAUCAGAAGUCUUGCUUGUUAAAUUAAUUUUUGGAAAAAGCUGAAAUCGGUCAUGUCCAACUUCAAGUGCCAGUUGGAGCUCCUUCUGAACACAAACUCAAGCAUGUUUGUAGUCUGAAGUUCGAUCCAGGGAUUGUGGGUACACUACAAGGUUUACAGUAUACCGCGGCCAUACAGGAUGUUAAUGUAAACCGUUAAUCCAUUCAACCCCCCCCCCUUUGAUUCCAGGACCAAGUUUAAAUCCCCCGAAUGGCACGAUUCUAAACCGUUCCCUGCAUGGCAGUCCACACUUUGAUCAUGUUUAAUUCUAGUUCUUAGUUUAGAUCAACACGUCUGGGGGCGUGUUUGAUGAUCUCCCCAGUGUUGGUGUCCUUUAACCAGAUUGGCUGUUACCCUUCCUACAGAUGUGAUUUUCAAACUAAUACAGCCGAUAGCAUUGAUGGUUUCAAAGAUGGAAAAACUGCUUUCAAUUGUGUCACUUUGUAUUAGUAGUUGGUCUUUGUAACGGAGUUUAACUCAUUUCUGUCUGACAUUCCUGGCUGAUUUUGCUUUGUUUCAUGAUAAACGCUUUGGAGGUCGAUUCAUUCUUAAGCUGUUUAUUUCCUUAACUUGGACUAAAAAUGGUCUUUUCGACUUCUUUAUAUUUCCAAGAAUUCCACAUCUCUUAGAAAGAAUAGCAAGUUCUUUAUUUCCCGCUCAGCCAAACAUUUCUUCCAAAAAACAUUGCGCAGAAAGGGAACACAUUUUUGCAGAUGUGUGAAGUAUUCAUUUACAAAAGAGGAUCUCAUGGUAUCGUGUGUGUGUGGAGCCAGUCCUGCCCAGUGCAACCCGUUCUACAGGGAGUGCCUUAAUGCAUUUAGUCCUUUACGUGUUGAUCAAUGAUUAAAAUCAACCGUGGAUAAAUGUACGUUUUCAGAAGGUAACAACGUCACGGUUCUUCCACUACGCACAUAAACCUGCAUCAUUAUAUUUAUUUUAAUAUAGCAAAUAAUUUGGUUUGCAUUGUAAUUUAGUGAAUCAAAGAUAAUUUAAAAUAUAUAUAUUUGGCACUGUUUAAGGAGUUUGUCUGUUCUAGUUGCUUUAGCAUGCAGUUUAUAAAUUUAGUCUUAAGUAUUUGUGUGAGAAUCUUAUUCAAUCCUAACAGCUAGACGGGCCUUAAUAGACUUGACCUGGAAGCUGAUUGGUUGGCAGUGGCUGCUCAGUCAUUCCAGGUGAUGUAAGCAUUGUGACAGGUUUUAUCUGUUGAACCGAUGUAAGAACUCGCUCCUCUUUAACAGCGGCUGCAGUAAUACGGUUGAUUUCAGCAUUCACUUUACACGUACAUAGGUCAUUCAAGAUUCUACUUGCCUUUCUGGCAGUAAAGCUCUACCGCUUUUGAAGUUAGAAAUCACAUUGUUUCUCUUACAAAUAAAAAAAAGUGCAAUUCAUAAGCAAUACAACAUAAAGGCUCAAUUUGACACACUCUGCUGCUGCAGCCUGCUUCAGACGACGAACACUAGUUCAACUUUAAACU
This is a messenger RNA of Pungitius pungitius (ninespine stickleback), 2518 nucleotides long. It is a transcript of the gene eif1ad, whose product is annotated as eukaryotic translation initiation factor 1A domain containing. The transcript has 5 exons. The record is from RefSeq and is a predicted model, not a curated record. The coding region runs from base 336 to 854 and encodes 172 amino acids. Gene Ontology annotation, biological process: translational initiation. Lineage: Eukaryota; Metazoa; Chordata; Actinopteri; Perciformes; Gasterosteidae. Gene Ontology annotation, cellular component: nucleus. Gene Ontology annotation, molecular function: RNA binding; translation initiation factor activity.